This is a messenger RNA of Exophiala bonariae, 1272 nucleotides long. RefSeq lists its product as uncharacterized. Bases 1 to 1272 code for a protein of 423 amino acids. The transcript has a single exon. The record is from RefSeq and is a predicted model, not a curated record. NCBI's taxonomy places the organism in Eukaryota, Fungi, Ascomycota, Eurotiomycetes, Chaetothyriales, Herpotrichiellaceae. Gene Ontology annotation, biological process: beta-D-galactose catabolic process via UDP-galactose, Leloir pathway. Gene Ontology annotation, cellular component: cytosol. Gene Ontology annotation, molecular function: UDP-glucose 4-epimerase activity.
AUGGCGUCUUCUCCUCGAUCUAUCUUUAGUAAUGAUUCCUCAGAAAACAUCGAGUCACCAGCGACACCUGAAACCCAAGCAUUCUUUGACCUGAAUCAACACAACGGCAAUCAACCAGAGGAUAGAUAUGUCCUUGUAACUGGCGGUCUGGGGUUCAUUGGGAGCCAUACAUCAAUCGAACUUCUAAAAUCUGGUUACAACAUCGUUAUCAUUGACAAUCUUAGCAAUUCUUAUCAAUCAGUCCUGGACAGACUCAUUCAAAUUUCUCACCUAGUCUAUGGUGGAAGACUAGACGACUGUCCCAAGGUCCACUUUCAUCACUUCGACUACCAAAACUCCCUUGCUUUGCGGGAGGUAUUAGAUGUAUACUCCCUUCCAACCAAACAUGGGCAGGCGUUACGUUCACAAAUCACGGGCGUUAUUCACUUUGCGGCGUUCAAGUCUGUCUCGGAUAGCAUUAAGUAUCCCUUGGAGUACUACCGAAACAAUAUCAACGGGCUUGUCGAUUUCUUGAGUGUGUUGCAUGACUAUAACAUCAAAAAAUUUGUCUUCUCCUCCUCCGCAACUGUUUACGGGACUAUCGCGGACCGUGGGAUUCCAGUGCGAGAAGAAGAUUGUGUCCAUGAGCCUGAAAUCUACCAUGACCAAACAGGAACUGCGUCGGUAGCUUCUCAAGGCUGUACGGGGUUGACGAAUCCCUAUGGGCGAACAAAAUUCUUUGGCGAGGCUAUUCUCUCAGAUCUCGCGAAUUCAGAUGAGACAUGGAGAAUUGCUGCCUUGCGUUAUUUCAAUCCUGUCGGCUGUGAUAAGUCCGGUCUAUUGGGGGAAGAACCCAAAGGCAUACCAUCAAAUCUUGUUCCUGCCGUAACCAGAGUGCUGAUUGGUGAUAUCCCUAGUCUCUCAGUCUUCGGAGAUGACUGGCAGACCCCAGAUGGAACUGCGAUUCGCGAUUUCAUCCAUGUGACCGACCUCGCGCAGGCUCAUAUCAAGUCUUUAGCUUUCUUGCAAAGCAUGACCACGACCAGGAAUUUUCGGACCUACAAUAUAGGAACAGGGCAGGGGCACUCUGUCAAGCAAGUCGUCCGGGCGAUGGAGGAAGUUUCUCAAAAACUCAUCCCCAUUAUUACCAGUGGAAGGCGACCUGGUGAUGUCGGAAUUUGUGUGGCUCGGACUGAUCGUGUAUCAAAGGAGCUUGGGUGGACAGCAAAGAUGACUUUGAAAGAAGCAUGUACUGAUAUUUGUACAUUCCUGCGUGCCAGGGACUAUUUCUAA